GCCAGCGCGUCGCGUUCUGCAGCCGCAAGCAGCAUCAUGCAUGCAUGCCGCCACACUUUUUGGAGCUGUGGACUGGGAGGAGGAGGAGGUUCUGUAUUAAUAAUGCGGAGGAAGCAGGCAUCACAGCAGUUGCAGCAGCACUAGUGGCACAGCGGUCGCGGAACACACACACAGAGGCAGGGCACUCUUCACACUGGGAGAAGGUUGAUCGCGUCGUUGUGCGUCGCGCCGCGCCCGCGCGUACCCGGAGGGAGGCUUGUUUGAUUGACAGGUUGGAGGCACGGAGCGCCCCGGCGUUCGGCAGAUACGGACCGCAGAACGGUCUAUCAUCUCCACGGCUACUUCUGUACUUCUUCAUUUCCAGGCGGGCUAUAUCUGUGAUGUGAAAUACCUUUUCUGUCCCGUGCCCCCCUCCCCCCAUGCAGAUCACUCUGCAAAAUAGGGCAAGUAAAGGAAGCCGUUUGUACCACCAACCCCACCACCACCAGCACCACCGCCACCACCUCCUCCACCACCACCACUACCUCCACCCCACUCCCCCAGCUUCAGCACCGGAGAACUGUCGGCUCUUUCAGGCGCGGGGAUCCAGGACGUUUUGGCUUCGUGUUCGCCAGCAGUGGGGCACCCGGCUCCCGUUCGCCUUCUAGUCUGACCUGGGCAGAGUUGGGAAGUGAAAGCCUUUCGCUGUGCGUCUGUUGGGCUCAUAGGCUUUCGUAGAAAAAAGAAAAGGAAACGAAGCUUCGUUUCAUUUUGCGAUUGUUUUUUGUUGGUUUGGGAAUGCUCCGCUGGAUGAGGAGCCGCACCUGCUCUCCUGCUCUCCUGCUCGGGAUUCGUUCAGCUCGCUUUGGGUUCAUUUUAACUUUGAGAGUUGGAGGUGCAGCAUCAGAAUAACUAUUUGGCGAAUACUCUGUUUUUUCUUCAUUGGAAUAACGGAGCAGUAUCCCCAAGACACUCGGGGGGGAAGUAAGUAGUGUUAGUGCGUAACGGGAGCGGGCGGUGUGGCCCCUGUGAGCUUGAGAUGGCAGCGGGGCUCCGCGUAGAUCCUCAGCUCGGGUGAAGUUGAGUCUCCUGCCUCCGUACCCUUCUACAGAGCAACGUUUCGUUCUAUCCAUGGAGUUCAUUAAACGGAACAACUAGAAUAACCCAAAAAGGAACUAGCUUUGCGUUCUCUCUAGUACGCCUGGGAUAUCAGGCGGGUCUCGGUCUUGCGGUUCUCCGGAGAAUGGUAAAUGACACAUGGGGAAUCAUGAACAGCUCUUCAGAACUCGAAGAUGGACCUCGGCAUAAAAAUCAGCCGUUGUGUGAGUGUGUUCCCAGAGCCCCGCAGCUCAAACACCGCUGGUCAGACUCAGAACCUGCCAGAGAGCUUCCUUCCCCCUCCCAGAGAAUGAGCUGUAGCUACCUCCUCUGCACCAUCCUGCUCUUUGUGGCCGUCCUGCUGGCCGUCACCGUCACCGGCACCAUCCUCUUCAUGAACCACUACCAGGCCCCGUCCAUCUCCGACGGCCCGCCGCACAUCUCCACCAACCAGGACGAGGCCAACGCCCUUGUCACCGUGGAGAGGGGCGACGGCUCGCGCAUCAACAUCUUCAUCGACCCCAACUGUCCCGACUACAACGGCAACUUCCUGCGGCUGGAGGGCGUGCAGACCUCCCUACUGCACUCGCUGACCGACCACGACGCCGACCUCAAGUCGGUGAAGGGGCAGGACCGCGCCCUGCUGGUCAGCCUGGCCGAGGAGGUGGCCAAGCUGUCGGCCCACGCCGGCCAGCUCAAGAUGGACUAUGAGUCCCUCCGGCGGGGCCAGGGCAGCCUGGGCCAGGACCUGAACACGCUGCAGACGGAGCAGGGCCGCCUCAUACAGCUGCUGUCUGACAGCCAGAUCAACAUGGUGAAGGUGGUGAACUCGGUGAGCGACGCACUCAACGCCAUGCAGAAGGAGAACGUGGGGCUGAAGGCCCGUGUGAAGGCCGACCUGCAGCGGGCACCGGUCAGGGGGGUGCGCCUCAAAGGCUGCUCCAACGGCUCCCGCCCCAGGGACUGUGGGGACCUCUACGCCAGCGGCCAGAGGGAGGACGGCAUCUACUCCGUGUUCCCGGUGCACCACCCCGCAGGCUUCCAGGUCUACUGCGACAUGACCACGGACGGAGGCGGCUGGACGGUGAUCCAGCGCCGGGAGGAUGGCUCAGUGAACUUCUUCCGAGCCUGGGACUCCUACCGUGAGGGUUUCGGCAAGAUCACAGGGGAACACUGGCUCGGUCUGAAGCAGAUGCAUGCCCUCUCCAUUCAAGGCAACUACGAGCUCCGCAUCGACAUGGAGGACUUUGAGAACAGCACAGCGUUCGCCCAAUACGGCACCUUUGGAGUGGGCCUCUUCUCAGUCGACCCCGAUGAUGACGGCUACCCUCUGACCGUGGGGGACUACUCAGGCAACGCCGGCGACUCCCUGAUGAAGCACAACGGCAUGAAGUUCACCACGAAGGACCGGGACAACGACCAUUCGGAGAACAACUGCGCCUCCUUCUACCACGGCGCCUGGUGGUACCGCAACUGCCACACGUCCAACCUGAACGGGCAGUACCUGCGCGGCCAGCACACCUCCUACGCCGACGGUAUCGAGUGGUCCUCCUGGACGGGCUGGCAGUACUCCCUCAAGUCCUCCGAGAUGAAGAUCCGGCCCACCCGCGAGGCCGAGAGCAAAUGAGACCCGCGGAGAGACCGCCGACCCCCCCCCCCCCCCCCCCCCCCUCCCCCCUCAACAAACCACCCACCCACCCACCCACCACCCCACCCGAGGAAAACAUGACAAGGAGAAGACAAGGACGCAAACGCAAAAAACGCGACCAAUGACAGGUCUCGACACAGCUAGGACCGGGCCGUUUCUGAUUCAUCUGCUCUCGAACCGACCGUCCACACAUUCAGCGGCCUGUCUGCUCAUCGUCAGGUCGCACCUGUGUUUUUUUGUUUUUUUUGUUCUUUCUUUUGUAUCCACUACCUCUCAACCCCCCUACCGGGCUAAUUCUGAUAUCAUAUUGUAGAGUGUGUGCGUAUUAUUUGGAAAAAAAUGUCCUUAUUUUCCCUCUGUCACCCGCAUCGGACCGCCAUCACACUCCCUCAUGUUGCCAGUAAGCACUCGUUCCACAAAGGCUUAUGUAUAUACAUUUCCUUCUUUUUGUUCCCUCCCCGCCUGUCCAGACACGCUGCCUCUCCAUCAGCCCCCCCAUUCUCUCCCCGGAGUUCUGAAGUGUGUCUCAGAGUGUGCGAGGUGAUCUGAACUAGUGCUCAACCCGCUCCAAAAGAAACUCCCAAAGAAUGAGUCCUGUCCUAAUGAAUAGUCGCACUAUCAACCAUAGAAUUGGGCCCAAUACUGACCCUGUGAUUAAAUUGGCAUUCAGCGCCUGUUAGCUGGUAUCGACCAUCAACACUGUAGCGGGCGGAGGCCGUGCUAGUAGCGGCACGGGAUUGUUUGUGAUAAAGGAUAGUGGAUGGGAGAGAUAAAGGGAGUUCCAGAGCUCAAUAAACGUUGGGGGAGAGAACGCAGUGGUCAAAUAAAAAGGCGGGACAGGGGAGGGGGCGAAAAAAGGGAAAAAGGAGAUGACACUCAUGCAGGAGGCAGAUUGUGCGUGUCAGUGAGAGAGAGAGAGAGAGAGAGAGAGAGAGAGAGAGAGAGAGAGAGAGAGAGAGAGAGAGAGGGAGGGAUAACACAAUAGAGGAGAAAGCGAGCGUUGGAUCCCAACAUCUGACUGGGGCCAUUAGGGAGUAUUUGGGCACUUUGUCUCACGCCAGCUGAGCACCAGCCAACGGACGCGCCUCUCACAGAUUGUAGACUUAGUGUGUGUGCGUGUAUGUGUCUGUGUGUCUUUUUAAAUGUGAGUGUGUGCAAUUUUUUUUUGGUGUUUAAGUUAGUGUGUUUGUGUGUGCGUCUAAGAGUAUGUGUGUGUGUGUGUGUGUGUGUGUGUGUGUGUGUGUGUGUGUGUGUGUGUGUGUGUGUGUGUGUGUGUGUGUGUGUGUGUGUGUGUGUGUGUGUGUGUGUGUGUCUGUGUGUGUGUGUGUGUGUGUGUGUGUGUGUGUGUGUGUGUGUGUGUGUGUGUGUGUGUCAAUAUCCAAGGGCGAGAGAAGGAGUUUGUUUCUAAACGCUAUUAAUGUCCCUUCCCACCGAGUUAGCAGACCAACCUGGACCAUAUGUCUGAGCAGAACCAACAGAUUGAGUCAGUGGGUUUGGUAUUUUCUUUCUUAGCUUAUGAAGAGUGUGCAAUAAAUAUUUAUAUUUGAAUACAUAUUAAUAUUUGAGUGACAGAGGUAGACAUGAAAAGAGCAUCAACCAGGGUCAAAUACAUGGGGCAAUACAAUUAAAUGAUUACCAUUUUCUUUGAUAAAACAUUUAAAGCGAUUUAAAACAGUUAAACGGCUGCCACAUGCAAAUAAAAAGGUAUAUUAGUUGAAUUUAUUGAGGUUGCAUUGCCCUUUAAAGCACAGUUAGUUGAGUUGGAGUUGCAGUGAAGCAAAGGGUUUGUGAGUGCAGGUGGCGUUUGUUAGCUCUAUUGUACAGAUAUGCACACCUGGCCCUCGUUCCAGACCAUCAACGUCAAAUAACAAACCAACCAAACAUGUUUGUGGGGAAGUGGUGGUUAAGGUUACAUUUGGAAGGGAAAUGUCCUCAUGGAAAUGUCAUCGUCCAAUCCUGUUAAAGCCGGUGCGCGCUGAUUUCAGUUAUUUCUGUUAGGCGAAGCACAAUUUUAUGUUGUCAUCCUCACCAACGCAUACGUACGUUGCUGUAAAAUAAGGUUUGACUCGUUUCGAGCCACUGUCAAAAAAUGAACAAGUGAAAAAUUGUUAAAAAAAAAAGUGUGUACAGUAUAUGGAGAGAACUAAAAAACGUGGAUGAAAAUAGUGGAAUACUAAAUAUUUUUUUAGUUGUUCGACCAACUGUGUAUUUCUUCUUUUUUGAAUUUGUCAGUGUCAUCAAGGGAUUCUUUAGAUGUACUGGAAGCUUUAAAAAAAAAUAGAUAAUUCUGUAGAUUUUAUUGUACAGCGUGUUUGACUUUAGAGCAUGUUAAGCCCUUCCCAUACGCCGAGCUGACCGCAGGUCCAAACUCGAGCGGGCACAGACUUUACACAGCCACUGGCGGUUACCAUGGAGAUAGAUGUGUUUACGUUGAAGCGUGAACUGUCCCUCUUUCUCCUUCCCUGCCCGGCUGGGGGACAAUAUGUGGACGAUAAGAGAGAGUUUGGCGAAGAAAGGCAAACAGGAAUAGAGGAGAGAGAAGAGAGUGAAUAGAGCACAAACACAAACCGAGAGCACACCGGCGAUUGAGACAGCACAAUAAACUUGAAGGGUUUCCAACUGCUGGUCCAAAUACGGGACGUAUGGGAACAGCCGGCGGCACCAGGAGACGUUUUGGAUGUAUGCUUAAGGGGAGCAGGGGGGGGGGUCUUGCUCACGAAGCACAGAGCGAAUUCUUUGCGGAUCUGUGAACUCCAACCCCUCUCCCUGCAGCAGGGCAGCACACACAAACACACAAAACAAAGACACUCACACACGCAUGCACACACACACAUAAAAAAAACACACACAUCCAGUCCACCCAUGCACACACACGACACACAUAUAAACAAACACAAAAACACAUACAUGCUCACACGCAUGCACACACAGACAAACACACAAAAACACAUACACGCACAGGCAAGCACGCGUGUGCAUUGCACACACACACGAUCAUAACACAUCCACACACACAAUCACGACACACACCUAUGGAUUACGACAACAUUGGGCCGGGUUCUGAAAGAGGAUCCAGACUGGCUGUGGACGUCAGAGUGGGGGACUUGGACGGACUGGGAUCCUUCUAGCGUGGCCCGCUACUGUCACCGUCCCCCUACAUCAAAGCCUGCCAAGUCACAGAGUGUUAGGAAUCCUGGCAUCACCCUCGCGUGGCGCAGAGCGGAAAAAAGAGAGAGUGGAGCGGUGAAGCGCAGCAGCCGCAGCAGAUGCUAUGAAUACGGGGGGAAAUAUUGAAAUGCGAGCACAAUAAAUGUUUAUAGUGCAACACAGCACCGGGGCGGUGGGGCGGGGGCGGCCACGGGGCCAGAGGGCCGGGGGGCUCGGGUUUGCCGUGUGGACGCACUCAUGGUACGGGACGCGUGCGUCUUACGUGUUAACGUGAGCAUACGCAUGUUGUCGACAGAACAUGCACGCUCCAUGGAUGCCGUGUCCCCCCCCCCCCCCCCCGCCCAUUUGUAUGAGCUGACGGGGAACGCGUUCCUCUCUGUGUGGGGGAAUUUUUUAAAAAGGUAUUGUGAUGCUUGUGUACAUUUCCCCCCCCCCCUGCUGUUUGGGUUGACGGUGGCGGCGAUGACGAGCAAGUCCAAUGGUAAUAAUUGUUAAACAAGCUUUGAAUUUAUGUAAUCGUGAAUCCAAACGGGGGUUGGAUCGACAAUUCUCGGUUCCAUGUUGACCUACCCUCAUACCCGGCAAAGACAAAAUAUUAGCCCUCCCGACCACCCCUAUCACCCCAUUCCCCCAAUCACCCCCACCCAUCUCUCUGCUCCUCCACGUUCCACACAGCAUUCCCCCGUAAAUGUAGAUGCUCUCUGCCGCCCUUCCAGUCCUCAGACGUGCUGGUGGUUUGGUGAUGCCUGUUGUUUUGUUAAUGUUUUUCCAUCUGCUUACCAACACUGUCCACCCUCUCCUGCUCUGAGUGCAGUGGGGAUGGUGGACACAGGUGGGAUCAGACCCACCCCUGAUCCCCCUGGCGGUGGCUCUCUUGAAGGGGACCCCUGGACCCCCUGUCUCUUCCUCAAUUGCCACACGCCUAAAAAUCUGCUCCAUGCUUCGCAGUACCCAAUGCCUUGCUGUCUGCGUUUUCUCUGUCUCACGGUGUUUCUCUCUCCUGUCUCUUGUCUCUUCUUCAAUUCCCCUUUUCCUUCCCUCCCUCUCUUCCUAUCUCUUCCUCUUCCCCGCUCUCUCUCUCUCUCUCUCUCUCUCUCUCUCGCUCUCUCUCUCUCUCUCUCUCGCUCUCUCUCUCUCUCUCUCUCUCUCUCUCUCUCUCUCUCUCUCUCUCUCUCUCUCUCUCUCUCUCUCUCUCUCUCUCUCUCUCUCUCUCUUUCUGUCUCCUUAUUCCUCUGCCUACACAGCUCUGCUUCACUACCUGUCCUGACUUCUCCUCCCCCUACUCCUCCCUCUCCUUCCCCUCUGCCUCCUCUUCUCCUCCACUUCCCCCUCCUCAUUUUCUCCUCCUCCGCCUCCUCCUCCCCCUUCACUCCUCCUCCUUUCCUCCUCCUCCUCCCUUCUUUUUCACCUCACACCGCCUCUCCACACCUCCUUCCCUCCUUUAGCGUUUCUGCUAGCACAGUGCUAACAGAUUUUGAUUUCAUGUUUUAGUUUUUAUUUCUUCUCUCUGUGAAGUACUGUAGAUUGUUUUGCUGAAUCUUGAUACUGUGUUUUAAUGUUCUUGUCAACAUUUAAUAAACAUUCACAUUUUAUAAAUGGCAA
This is a messenger RNA of Gadus macrocephalus (Pacific cod), 7495 nucleotides long. RefSeq names its product fibrinogen C domain containing 1b (gene fibcd1b). Bases 1223 to 2704 code for a protein of 493 amino acids. Lineage: Eukaryota; Metazoa; Chordata; Actinopteri; Gadiformes; Gadidae. The transcript is spliced from 8 exons. The record is from RefSeq and is a predicted model, not a curated record.